AGGACGCGAAAUUUGAAAAUGGCUACAGAUGAAAUCGACAAGAUUUUCUGUUAGUAAACAAUGGCAAUGUAGUUUAGCAUCGUGUUUCUCAUGAACAUGACUGAAUCGUCAAAGGGAGGAAGCAAAAUAAGUGAAUGUGGGGAGCCUGGCCUGUCUGACGACGAGAAUGAGGUUUUCUUUGGCGAAAUCACCCAGCGGGAGAGACGUCGUGCAGUGAAGUAUUCUCGUCGCCGCACUGUUCUCUACAUUCCUGGAUUCAGGAAAGACAAGAGUUUAAUGAGAUACAGCCAAGAGUUCACCCCAGACGGCCCCUUCAUCUAUGCGCACGAAGAAGUAACCUCGGAUGUGUGUGUGAGUGAGAGUUCAUCCGACACAUCACUGACCAAACACAAGGAAGUCUCUGAGGAAGACAAAGACAUUGUUGUGAAGAAGCUGUUUGCAUCUUUGACUGAACCAGCUGCAGGGGAUUGCGAGGAGGGCGGGGAGUCUGGUGCUUCGAAGCUGUCCUCGCCGACCGAGCCUGCAUCUAGCGAGUCUGCCAUGAGUUCCCCCUGCAUCAUGGAAGGAGGGGGGGAGUGUAUGGCCAUGGACCACUGUAGCAGUUUUUUGUCAAAGAACAUUGAAGCCUCCAGCAAACUCUUCGACAGUGGAGUUGACUGUGGGGUCGGAGACUCCGUGCUUUUCUCAUCCAAACUCUCUGAAUGUGCAUCGUUAAGGAUCGAGUCUGGACUCACCAUUCGUGAGAAAGACUCCAAGUCAGUGCUAUCAAACUUCUCCGAAAAUGACAAUAGGGAAAAUGAUGAGAUGGUUUUUGCUCGGCCACACAGCAGAAUGGCGUUCGCUCAUUCAUCUCAAAUUGCUUCCAUGAGUGACAAUGUUCUGUCAAACACCCUCCCACGGAAGUUUGGACACUCUUACCAUGCUGGGACUAACUAUGCAGGUUCAUUCUUGUCCGAUAUGGAGCAUGGCGAGAGUGUGAGUGACAUCAGUGAUGUUGAUGGAUUUAAAAGACCUUUCCGACUGCACGGGGUGUUUGUUGGUACACAGACUUGUCAGACCAACAUCAGCACACCACGUGUUGCCUCUACAGCAUCCAACUUCCCUUUCUCAAGUCCGCAUCUCCUAGUCAGUCCCAUAGCAACAUACAAAGCCAACCCUAGUAACAGAGACACUGAAUCGGUUGCCUCUUCACAAAGUUCUGACUCGACUCCGUCCAAGUUGGUGAAGAGUAAAGUCAGUGCUUUCUCCUCAUUCCCAGCUUCCACUGCAGUCAGAAGAAGUCUUCGCAAGAAGAGCAUGGAAGAUAGCAGUGUUAGUGUGUUGCCAGAACCAAAGAUUAAGAUGGCCGACCUGGAUCCAACAAAGGGUGAUUCUUGUGUAGGGACCAGUGAUGUGGUUACAUCGUGUGGGAACACUACAUGUCCAAGAGUGCCGGACUCGCUGGUAUCCCAUAUCUCGAUGGAUGAGAGCAGUUGUGCAACCAAUAAACCAGCAGUACCACCUAAACCUGUGAUGACCACGACAUCCACCCAAUCAGACUAUCUCUCUCUACCGUCCACACUGGCUGGUCAGCAAUUACUUCUUGUCAAGAGCUCGGAACUGGCCAAGGGGCAGCUAGAAAGUUCUCCCGAGUCCCUCGUUUCUCAGUCGUCUUGGUCAGAUCUGAAACUGUCCGCUCUGGGUAUCAACAAAGAGCGUUUGUGUUUCGCCACAGUGUCGUCAGAUUCAUCAAGUCUUCAAACACAGAGUGGUGAUACAAAUUUGACAUCAUCAUCAGAUGUUCAUAAACCCGAUUUAGUCAGUGAAAGUGAAAAACCAGUGGGUCAGAGGUCGUCGGAGGAGGAGGUUCUAGAAUCUCUGGGAAAGAAACAAGAGACUGAGAAUGUGACUUCGUCUUCCCCAUCUACGGAGUGUGAGCUGGGCAUGAACACGGAGUACUUCACCCUCAAUGACAAUGAAGCAAGCACGCCAGACUUAUUCAAAUCUCACAGAUGUGAUGAUUAUGUUGAUGGGGAAUUUAGUGGCGAUACCCAGUCACAGACUGACGAACAAGACGAGGAUGCAGGCCCAUCAGAACUAGACACUUUGCUCCCCGGACCUGAUUGUGAAACAACGUUGCUUGACAAAGAUUACUCCCCCGUCAAAGGUCGUAGUUACGAACGUCUUCAGAAACAACUUAAAAAUCGUCCAGGGUUGGUCUGGCCGAAUCGAUACAUGACCGAUUCGGAAAGCAGCGAAACAGAAGACAACGGUGAACAUUCUUUCGACAGUGGCAGUUCGGAUUCAUCACUCCUGGACUACAGUGCAUCCGAUUCAUUCGAAGCGAUGAGUCCACCACCCAAACCCGAGCCAGUCAUCAUCAAUGAUGGGAAGCUGAAACCAUGGCGACCACCAGGUCACGUGGAGGUCAAUGUUAAAAAAAGCUCUGAAGGCAAGUUCUUGUCGCGAACAGGCUUUCAGGCAAGACUUAGAAAAAUAAAGGAAAUGACAGUUAAAGGAACCAAGAGAGGAUCAAGCUUCAAGUUUGGAAGUUUGUCCGGCAACAAAGAAAACCAGGCCAAAGGAAAAUUAUACCCUAAGUCUCCGCUCCCAAAGAACGACAAGUCAGAAAAAGACAAGAAAAAGACACCCUGUCGUAGAAAGAAGAAGUCUGAUAUGACGGAGUUGGAGAUUGACGAAAUGACGAAGCUACACACCAUGUGUAACGGACAGCGAGUGGUCCGCUACCUCAACUUCUCCGAGUCCCCCAUGAUCAUCAAGCAUUAUCCUGCUCCCAAGGAAGCUUCUAAACUCAGCUGGAGCAACACCCUGGCCAACAGUGAUCUGUCGUAUCACUCCCCAACUCGCACAUCAUCUAAACCCUCAGCGAGGCCCAUACUCACACAGCGACCUCUGAACCACACCUACCCAUACAGCGACGAUGUCCCAUCACCAAUCAUCUUGACGAGGACACGACGAACACACACACUGUCACAGAGGGUAACACAGCUGUGACCCCACAUGUGUGUCCGAAACUCACACAUCUGUCUCGACACUCCAUCAUUUCACAACACUGGGCUCUUCGCUGCUGAAACUGUCAGCGACAAUCUUCCACCACCAUCCUCUUUACAUGAAUACUAGAGACAUCUUUGUUCACCAGCAUUUAGGUUUUUGUUGAUAAUUUGAGCUUUAGCUUUUGACAAGACCAGAUUAGUUUUUUUAUUUUGAUAGUAGUUACAUUUCGUAUCUGUAUUAAAUGAAAUUUGGGAUAUGCUUUGGGAGAAUACUCUCAAGAUCUAGUCAUUAUCUUUCUGUAGAUGUCAGUUGUGAUAGCUUCUCUUGAGUAAUAUUGAUAAAACUAUAACUAUUUCACCUCAUAUUACAAAGUCAUUUUCACUCAUACGUUAACUUUUAGCCAAAAAUGUAUUUAAACAAUCAUAACAGAAAACUAUACAAUACUAUAUUCUAUAUUUCAUAUCGGCUUUUUAAAAUUCAUGGGUAACUGAAUCUUUGUAGUUCUCCCUUCAGUCAGGGAUGAGAAUUUAUCGCAGAUUUCGUUGUCAAGGGUAAUAUUUGUGAUACAUGCCAUUACAAUAUACACAAAUAGGAUAUACUUCCCUAGACCCCGGCUAACUUUCAGUGUUCUUUGAAAGAAACCAUUCUCAACCCUGUUCAAAUUGAGCACGUACUGAUGGCUAGUUUCUGUUGAUAUGAUGGAGUAGUUUUGUGUAGAUGUGGAAGACGGUUCCCAUGAAACUAAUUAUAUCAGAUGUAUAUUCAUGUACAUAAAAGUUAACACUAGUCCACCAGUAAUUUGAGUAGCUUCAACUGUACAUAAAAUUAACAUGUAUAUUAAUGUACACAAACUCCACCCUGACAAUCAUUUAUCAAUAACAUUUAAAACAACAUAGAUUAAAGAGCAAAUAUAUGAAAACAGUAUUAAAAAUCAUUUUGAAAAUAUAUAUUAACAUUCAACUUCUUUUUAAGCAUGAAGUCUGGAUGACUUCUGAGAGACUGUCAAUACCAACAUCGUUUAGUUAUGAGUUCUGUGAAAGUAGGUUAUGAAAGUAUAUCUGACAUGUUCAUGAUAGCAUCACUGCCUUACCAGGUAUUGAAACACCAGUAUUAUCUGAAACAUGGCUCAAUUUAAUACUUUUUCUGAUCUCAUUACCACCUUUCUAACUUUUUAGAUAAUUGUUUUGAGCUUUUACAGGCUUGUUGAUAAUAUCUGUUGUUUAUUAACAAUAUUCAGUUUAUAGAUAUGAAAUUAUUAUUAUUGAUGUGCAUCAGAGAUGUAAUGUUUUUUUUAUGUCAAAUUUAAUUACACUUCACAUUCACAAAUGAAUACAUCAUCUUUUGUAAAUUAUAUUUCCUGAAAUUGUAUAUUAUGUACAUUUGUCUUUUUGUUCCGAUGUGUGUGCAAUAUGCGCAGCGAUGUCAUGUUAAGUUAUUGUUGCUCCGUGUUGUGUACAGACGCUUGCAUGGUAGACAACGUGUGAGGUGUGAGCCUAGACCGUUCUAGAAUAUAUACAAAUGCUAUAAAGACUGAUGGGAUCUUGUGAUACUGUUGUGUGAUCUGAGACAAUAUAGGUGAUAAAAGAAAACCAUGGUUGUACAUGCCUCAUGCUAUUGGAAAAAUAAAUGAAUCUCAUUUUCAA
Messenger RNA from Haliotis rufescens (red abalone), 4637 nucleotides. RefSeq lists its product as uncharacterized. The coding region runs from base 91 to 2994 and encodes 967 amino acids. The transcript is spliced from 7 exons. The record is from RefSeq and is a predicted model, not a curated record. NCBI's taxonomy places the organism in Eukaryota, Metazoa, Mollusca, Gastropoda, Lepetellida, Haliotidae.